UGCCAUGGUAGAUACCAAUUUGUUUAUGAUACUAUACCACUUUUGAGAUGGGCCUUAUUAAUAGGUUUACAAAACUGUUAACCUGUAGUCUCAACCUAUAGCCAUUUGUUUAGCAACCAUUGGAAGUUACAACUGCAGUGAAAAAAGUAAGUUGCAACUUGUACUUAUGAACUUUGCAGCCUUCCCAUGGUCACAAGAUCAAAAUUAGAGUGCUUGGCAACUGGCAUUAUUUACAAUGGUUGCAGCAUCCCAGGGUCAUGUGUUUGCUGUUUGCAGCCUUCCCAACUGGCUUCCGAUAAGCAUAGUCAAUGGGGGAAGCCAGAUUAGUUUACUGACUGCAUUCUUCGCUUAACAACUGCAGUGAUUUGUUUAACGUUCAUGGCAAAAAGGUUACAAUGAAUGUUGAACAUGAAAUCAACCUGUUAGUUGAAGAAAUUCGACGGCUGGGGACCAAAAAUCCUGAUGGGACUUUGAGUGUGAAGUUUGGAGUGCUGUUUGCGGAUGAGAAAUGUGCCAAUCUUUUUGAGGCUUUGGUGGGAACCCUGAAAGCUGCAAAACGACGGAAGAUAGUUAAUUAUCCUGGCGAACUGCUUUUGCAAGGAGUUCAUGACAAUGUUGAUAUCUUGUUAUUGCAGGAUUAGUUACUUUCCUAGCAAAUGGCAUUUUCAUUAGGUAUCUAUAUGUAACUCAGAUCAAGAUGCAUUUGAUUGAAAGUAUAUCUUCCUAUUUAUCUUUAUAGAAUUAUAUAAAAAAAAUUCUCCGAAGGCCUUUUAAAAAAUUAUUUUCUGAAACCCCUGCUACAUAGUUUGUUGGGCCUUUUUUUGGCGGGGGGUGGGAUUUGGAAAUUACAGUCUCAUAUGUCUGAAAUGUUGUUGAACUCUGGAAUUCCUUACAAAUUAUCAAUAUCAACAACCUAAACCUUGCUACAAACUUCCAAUUUAUGGGGAUUCUGUGAUUUCUUUGCAAGAAUCAAAAAUUAUUCCGGCCAAAUGAAGCAUUCAAGCUGGUAGUUUCAUCUGAAACUGAAUAUUUGAUAUGGUCUUUUUAUGCAAUGCUUGAAACAUAGGUUUUUCAUGUGACACUUUCUGAACUGUGAUACUUCGGAGUAACUGGAAAGUUAUAAAAGCAAUGGCAGGCAGAGGAAUUCUCUUGCAUUUUUUUAAGUGUAUUCUCAUUGAUGAAGGAGAGAAUGUUAUGGAAAUCAUUUCAAAGAAGAAAAUAAUGUAAGAGAAAUGUGUCAUUAGUGUGUUAUUUUUCACUUAGUUAUAAAGUGACCAAGACAAAGUAUUUUGUCUUUUAUUAUUACAAUAAUUUCUCCAGCUAUCAGCAAAUCAGACAUAGAUUAAAUUCUGAGGAAAUACUCAAAAGGAUAUUCGGAUAUUUUCUUUGGCAGUAUUUCAUUGCUAAAUGGGAGUCUUGCUGUUGAGAAAUUGUCCAUCCAGUUUCGCCUCCCACAAAUUUGAGAAUCUCAAAAGACCAUUUGUGUCUAAUUCAUAUAAUAUUCCUUUUCUCAGGGUAAAGUUAGAGAAGUGGGAGGACAGUCCUUCUAUUUCUCAGAUUCCAGUUUCUCUAUGUCUAUUACUUGUUGAUGAUGCCCUUCUGGGAAAUGGGUGUACCUUAAACAAACUCUGUAGAUCACUUUAGAAAGCACUAAGUAUUAUCCAAACUGCUGUUAACACAAGUUCAUUCUUUUUCUAUUUGGUCGGUUUGAGAAAGAAGUGGAAUAGGGUGUGAGAAAUGCUCACCUGAACCCUUUCUGGCAGGCAUCAGGGAAGGAACACUUGAAAAAUAGAAUAUGACAUAAAAUGAGAAGAACAGGAAGAUUGCCUCAUAGAGGACAUGAACAUGCAAAAUUGGUAGAAUUGUACAAGACUAUCUCACAAAGGUCCAUUCUUUUAGUUUUUUACAAGAUGAUUGAAGUGCACUUCUCAUUAUUAUAAUUCAUCUAGGAAAUUAGCAAAUCAAUUCUUUCUCCUCUUCCCUCUCCACUCCUACCCAAUACUUGAGAAUUAAAGACUGUUUAAAUGGCAACAAUGGUGUCAUAAUACAUUGUUUUUUAGCUCUUAUUCUAUGCAUUCUAUUCUAUUCUUUGCAUGAUCCUUUUGUGUCUAAUUGAUACAGUGGCUAGCUGGUCUUCCUUAGAAGUCCCUAAAGGGCUUCAAAGUAAAAUACUUUAUCAAUAAAUAAAAAUGUGGGAAUUAUUUUUAGCCAUAUCAUUCUGUGAAAAAAAUGCCUUUAAUUAAAUAAACAUUUCAUGUACACCAAGAAAAUUUGGUCUCAAAUACAUAUUUUUGGUAAAUAAAUAUUUCCAAUUCUC
Messenger RNA from Pantherophis guttatus, 2317 nucleotides. RefSeq names its product ABRA C-terminal like (gene ABRACL). Gene Ontology annotation, biological process: regulation of actin filament-based process. NCBI's taxonomy places the organism in Eukaryota, Metazoa, Chordata, Lepidosauria, Squamata, Colubridae. The record is from RefSeq and is a predicted model, not a curated record.